UUUGUUUCACUUCACGCACACGGAAGAGAUGGCAGACCGUGAAAAUCACAAUGAAGAGGGUAACCCUCUGUCUGUAAUUCAUUCCGCUGGAACUAAACGAGGACAAGAAUCCUUCGAUGGUCCAGCUAGCAAGAGAGCUCACGUCGAUGGGGAAGACAGUAAGUGGAUUGGUGGUCUCAUUUCACUCAUCUGGUAUAACGAUAGGAUUAUUUUUACUACAGAUAAUCUGGCUGUGAAGAUCCUGAUUCCUUCGGCUGCGGUAGGAGCGAUUAUUGGAAAGGGUGGAGAGGCAAUGAGAAACUUGAAAAACGACCAUCAGUGCCGUGUUCAGAUGAGCAAGAGCUCAGAGACUUAUCCUGGUCGGCUGAAGUUCCAUUCAAAUUUUCAUAUUGUUCUUAAGGGCUUUAAAGACUAUCUUACUGCUGGUUGGUUGUUAGGAACUAACAGUACACGCCGUAUUCUGACGCUUACAGGGACAAGUGAACGUAUUUGUCUUGUCAAAGGGCGCGUCCAGAAUGUGAUUGGGGUGAUCGAUGUCAUACUGCAGAAGAUUCGUGAGAAGUGUGAAGGAUCCACGAGUUCGGACGCUUUCGAUCACAAGGGGGUGAGCCGAGGAAACGAGGUGAAAAUCGUUAUGCCCAAUACUUCCGCCGGUAUGGUGAUUGGGAAAUCUGGAGCAAAUAUCAAGGAUAUCCGUGAAACAUAUGGGUGUCAAAUUCAGGUUGGUCUUCGAGCGUUGCGAAAAGUUUUGAAAUCUGAGGUAUUUCCCAAAGCCGGAUCAGCGGAAGCACAGAACUCGCUAGAGAGAAUCGUAACACUUGCUCAUGAGGAUCAUUCGCAACUUAUUCAAGCAACAGCUCGUGUUCUGGAGAAAGUUGUCGCAGAUCCUCAUCACACAAGUGAAAUAAACAAGGAGGAUUUUGGCGGGAAGGGCGGCGGUGUAAGAACUACAAAUACGUCAUUUACUUCUGCUGCUGGUUUUACUAAUGGUGGAACAUCUGGCACUUAUAACUCUGGCUCUUCUGGAUUUGCUUCUCAAACGUAUGGAUACCAACCCAGUCAGCAACAAGCAAUUAAAUUCAAUCCGAUGAGUGGUUUGGGAAACCAAGAGCUUCUUUCGUUCCUUGACAACCUACAGUCUACUCUUCGCUCGUCAGGUUUCAAUGAAGCUAGUGUUGCAGAGGUCAUGCAGGCUAUGCAGGUGCUUGCUAAGUAUAACAUAAUGGGUCUUGGUCUCGGUCUUGGCGUGGCCGCUAUGGCGCAAAUGCGAUCGGCUCAGGAAACUACUUCUCAAAUGCCCAGUAACCAUGGUGUUGCUGGGUUUGGUGAUCAGGGUGGAUAUGCUGGUGGUGACCAGCAUCCCAGCGUCAACUUACUUCUGGUGGAGGUUCUUAGGAGCGGUUCCGGUGCUGCGGCUAACGGUGAGAAUUUUGCGUCAUCAAUAAUGGUGGAACGACGCAUAUCAAAUGAAGCGAUUGAGCUUGAGGUACCGGAUACAGUUGUCGGUGCAGUAUUAGGUCCUAAGGCACGAACACUUCAGGAGAUCCAGCUCUAUAGUGGCUGCAAAGUUCAGGUAUAUAAGCGGGAAGCUAAACCAAACUUACCUACCGGGACUAGGCUUAUCAGCUUGGCCGGUGAAGAGAAGUGUAUGCGAAUGUGCAGGUUGAUGAUUGAGCGCGUGGUCAACGAAGCGCAAGACCGCAGGGUGGGAAUUCGUCCCUAG
Molecule: messenger RNA, 1723 nt
Organism: Angiostrongylus costaricensis
Lineage: Eukaryota; Metazoa; Nematoda; Chromadorea; Rhabditida; Metastrongylidae
Source: the annotation of a GenBank genome assembly